AUGCUUGUCUACUCGCUGGCAGGAGCUGCUUUGCUCUCUGCUCUUCUUGUAACAAUCCUCAAUGGCUUCGCGUACGCCGCACUGCAAUCGUUACCCUCCCAUACCCCGGCAACUGGGUUAGCUCCCGUCCUCCUCAGCAUCCUGACCUGCCUAGCCCUGUUGGCCCUCAGCCUACUCAUCCAGACGAAUGCACGGAGUGAUGCCCACUGGCCUACAUGGAAGAUCGGCGUUUUCUACUGCACAGGUGCAUACCUGCUCAUCAGUACCGCCUCUUUAGCGGGCACAAUGGCUACCCACGAUCUAUACAACUUGCCGAGACAGGGGGGCAUCUUCAUCGCCCGCUCCAUCAUCUGGGCCCUGUCCAUCCUGACACAGGGUCUCUACUACGGCUUCCUCCUGGUGACCCUGGCCCAUCGCAAGCCAUGCCCAGACUGGCCGCACUCAUACUCGCAGGAGCUCAAAUCGCUCCCCGACAGCCCCGGGUCUGUCGCAUUGCCCGCACAGGCUCUCUGUGACCCCUACCCGGAGCUGAAACAGUUCGACACAAGACGUUCCUCGCUGCGCAAGUAUCCGCGACGCUCCCAUCGCUUCUCGGGGGGGACACUUUGCCUUGAGAGCAGCGAGGAAGCUAAGCACAACUCUCUCGACAGGAAUUCAUCCACACUUUCCUCGCCUGAGCCAUCACCCUCCACCGAGCAGACAACCGAGCAGACGCAGGUGCAGGUGCAGGUGCAGAUGCAGACGCAGACGCAGGCGCAGACGCAGACGCAGACGCAUACACAGAUGUCCGACCCGUUCGUUUCAGACCGUGACACUCGCCCCCUGCUCCGCGGCUCCAGUUUCCGGAGCAUACCCAGUCUACGCCGCGAGCAGAAUAUCCAGCUCUCGCUCGACAGCCUCGUCCAGGCGUCCUCGCCGACAGCAUCAAGCUUCGCGUUUGACUCGCCCUCCGUCUCGAGCCUGACAUUGGCUCCGCCGGAACCCAAUGGUAGUGGGCAUAACCCUCCAUAUCCAUCCGCGUCUCGCGAGCACAAUAUUCAUCCCCUCUUCCGCUCAACGAGCCCCUGUCCCAACCCGAACCCGACGCCGGGGAGCAUAGUGAAGGCGUCGCCUUCUGCGGGCCAGACGAUUACCCAGAAGACGCUCACGCGUAUGCGGUCUGCGCGUGAGCUGCGUGCGCCUCCCCCUUCCUCACCGUCGCCGUCGCCUGGUGUCGAGAUGGAGGGCCGAUCGCGGCUAUACGGGCGACGAAGUAUCACGCCGGAUGAGAAGGGGCGUGGCUUGAACUUGUAUGAAUCUCUGCAGAAGAGAUGA
Penicillium canariense is the source of this 1314-nucleotide messenger RNA. RefSeq lists its product as uncharacterized. The record is from RefSeq and is a predicted model, not a curated record. Lineage: Eukaryota; Fungi; Ascomycota; Eurotiomycetes; Eurotiales; Aspergillaceae. The transcript has a single exon. The coding region runs from base 1 to 1314 and encodes 437 amino acids.